AUGCCUUCCGCCCUCGUCACCGUGGCCUACCCCUCCCAGCCGGACGCCAAGUUCGACCUCGACUACUACAACACCAAGCACAUCGGCCUGGUCACCGAGAAGUGGUCCAAGUUCGGCCUUCAGCAAUACUGGGUCGCGGACCUGCGGCCAUCUAACGGUCCUUAUGCCAUCCAGUGCACCAUGCUCUGGGAGUCGCUCGAGGCCUUCCAGAAGGCGGCCGCCGCGGAGGACUCGGCCGCGGUCUUUGCAGACGUCCCCAACUUCACCAAUUUGAAAGCAAUCCUCCUGUCCGGAGAGGUCGUGAAGUCCAACUAG
Diaporthe citri is the source of this 315-nucleotide messenger RNA. RefSeq lists its product as uncharacterized. The transcript has a single exon. The record is from RefSeq and is a predicted model, not a curated record. Lineage: Eukaryota; Fungi; Ascomycota; Sordariomycetes; Diaporthales; Diaporthaceae. Gene Ontology annotation, molecular function: oxidoreductase activity. Bases 1 to 315 code for a protein of 104 amino acids.